Molecule: messenger RNA, 4746 nt
Organism: Penaeus chinensis
Lineage: Eukaryota; Metazoa; Arthropoda; Malacostraca; Decapoda; Penaeidae
Product: chloride channel protein 2-like
Exons: 25
Coding region: 1290-4448 (1052 amino acids)
Biological process (GO): transmembrane transport; chloride transport
Cellular component (GO): membrane
Molecular function (GO): voltage-gated chloride channel activity
Source: RefSeq, a predicted model, not a curated record
GUAGUAGCCUCGGCGGUGAGUCCACGCUGUCAGUGUGUCUGUGCGGGGCGGACGCUGAGCACACUGAGAGUGAAAUAGCUCGCUGACACCGCCGUUCGCUUCAGCUUGGGGUGCAGUUUUAAGAGAUAUUGUGGUGAUAGUGAUAAAUGGGCUCUUGAUAGUGCUUUCUUGACGUGUCUGGGUGAACGACGGGGUUGAUGUGAAAGACGUUUUCUGCAGGAGGCAUUACCAGAGAGGAUAGCGAGCAGAUGACGAGCAGAUCUCACUAACGACGCAGAGGAAAUAUCGAAGAAGACAGCUUCCCCAGAUAAAGUCGAUAGGCCAAUAGAACCACUGGAAACACCUACGUCUUUGUUAUCUGUAUUGUUGCUAUUAUUUACCCCCUUUUUUCGCGUGGCAUGCAAAGGGGACACCAAACGGCACAGAAACACCAAGCGAGCCGUCCCAGUCUGUGAUAUCUCGAGUGCCUUUGAGAUAAUAAGGAUUCUCUAAAUCUGUCUAUCUGUCUCGCCCUCUCGUCCCUCCUCCCGUGUCCUCCCCCCCUUACCCCCCAGGUUGUAGUAUCUCGCAUACCUGUCUUUGAAGAUAAACGUGAUAACGAUUUUAGAUAAGUGACCCCCCGAUCUCAAAGCAGCUUCAUUUUACGUAAGUGUUUAAUGGACAUUUAAGGAGUGAGGAGCGAUAGUCUUUGAAGCCGGCCAAGUAGCGGCGUCUAAGUCCCUUUUGCGUGUGAAUGCGUGCGUGUCAUCAAGUCCGACCUUAAGGACACCAUUUUCGCGGCCUCGCCACAACAAGCAAGUGACCUUUCCCGGCAGCCAGGUUCCAGGGCGGGCGUAGGUCACGACGGACGGCCAACACCUGCUGACCCGGUCUGACUACUGACCAGCUGGUGCUUGCUGCUGCUCCCGCAGGCUCUCGAAAGUGAAGUGAGGCGAGCCGACAGUGCUGACCUUGGCAGAGGAAGGGAGGCGGCCGAGUUUCACCCCGAGACGCCCACGACGGUGCUUGCCAGGCCGGGCGAGCAUCUUGGCGUCCUGGUGGGGCGUGCCCGUCGAGAGAGGGAUUGGAGUGGGGGCGUCUGAACGCUCGGACGAUCCUCUGGCGAUCCUUCACGAUCCUCUCGCCAAAGUGUGGAUUUUAAGAAGAACGAUUUUAUUCUCGUGUUAACCCAGACGAACUCGACUUUGUCUAUCCUUCCUCCGUCACUCCAUCCGAAUAGCCGUGAAACGCCGGCCUGACACCGACUUGACAUCUUCCUGACACCGGCCUGACAUCCCCCUGACACCAAGAUGUCCGUGAGCUGGAAGAUCCCCCCCGGCGAGUCCGAGGAGGAGGAGGAUGACGACGAUACAGACGAAGGAUUCCGCCAGUACGAGCAAACUUUGAUGUACGGCCGCUACACCAAGGACCUCGGGAGGUACGCGCGCGAGGAGGCCAAGAAGCUCAAGAAGGACGACCGCAAGAACCUCGGCAGCGGCGCCUCAGGUCUGCGUCCGUACCGUGGGAAAGUGACCACCAAGUGCCUAGGUCUCCUGGGCACCGUAUGGCAAGCGACCUUCGCCAGGGUAGGAGAAGACUGGGUAUUCCUGGCGGUGCUGGGCGUCGGCAUGGCUAUCAUUUCCUUUAUUAUGGACUAUGGCAUUGCGAUGUGUAACAAAGCCCGAAUCUGGCUGUACCGAGACCUGGCGAGUCACACUGCCCUCCAGUAUCUCGCGUGGGUGUCGCUGCCCGUCUGCCUCAUCCUGUUUUCGGCUGGAUUCGUGCACAUCUUAGCUCCGCAGGCCGUGGGUUCUGGCAUUCCUGAGAUUAUCGCCCUACUCAAAGGUUCUGGAAUACCCGAGAUGAAGACGAUCCUCAGGGGGGUCGUCCUCAAGGAGUACCUGACCUUCAAGACGCUCAUCGCGAAGGUCAUCGGUCUGACGGCGACCUUGGGCUCCGGGCUUCCGCUGGGCAAAGAAGGACCCUUCGUGCACAUCGCCAGCAUCGUGGCCACUUUGCUCUCCAAAGCCGUGACGUCAUUCAAAGGCAUCUACGAGAACGAAUCUCGGAACUCGGAGAUGCUCGCGGCUGCCUGUGCGGUCGGUGUGGCUUGCUCGUUCGCGGCGCCGAUAGGAGGGGUGUUAUUCAGCAUCGAGGUCACCAGCGUGUACUUCGCCGUCAGGAACUAUUGGCGUGGGUUCUUCGCCGCUGUGUGUGGAGCCAUGAUGUUCCGUCUCCUGGCUGUGUGGUUCAAUGAUGAGGCUACGUUGACGCCGCUGUUUCGGACGACCUUCAAAGUGGACAUACCAUUUGACCCUCAGGAGCUGUUCGUCUUUUCCCUGAUUGGGGUCAUGUGCGGAUUCCUCGGCGCCUUCUUCGUGUGGGUUCAUCGCCAGUACGUCACCUUCAUGAGGAGGAAUAAAAAGAUGAAGAUGUUCCUUCAGAAGAGCCGAUUCGCGUAUCCUGUCUCGAUGACUCUGUUGUUCCUCACUAUCCAGUAUCCGGGUCUGUUGGGUCAGUUCAUAGCCUCCCAUCUGUCGACCCAUCACCAGGUGGUGGAGCUAUUCAGCAAUGUUACAUGGACUAAGUCAGAGCACACUGUCCACGAAUUUGAAAUUGUGGAGAACUGGCGCACUCCUUGGACUGGCAUAUUCAUCAACCUUCUUAUAUACAUGCUGUUUACGUUCUGUGGCAGUGUGGUGGCCAGUACACUACCUGUUCCUUCUGGUAUCUUCAUCCCAGUAUUCAAGAUUGGGGCAGCUCUUGGAAGGAUUGUAGGAGAGGCCAUGGCCGUCAGUUUCCCCAAAGGCUUGCGAUAUGGAGGACACAAUCACAUUAUUAUACCUGGCGGCUACUCGAUCGUAGGUGCAGCUGCGUUAGCGGGGGCUGUCACCCACACCAUCUCCACUUCUGUUAUUGUCUUUGAACUCACUGGCCAGAUUACACAUAUUCUUCCUGUAAUGAUUGCUGUCUUGAUUGCAAAUGGAAUAGCACAACUCUUGCAGCCAUCAGUGUAUGACUCCAUCAUUCAAAUUAAGAAACUCCCGUAUCUCCCUGACAUUCUCACUGCCACCUCUGGGGCCUACAAUAUCUAUGUGGAAGAUUUCAUGGUGCGAGAUGUGAAGUACAUUUGGUAUGGAAUUACGUACAAACAGCUGAAAAACACACUCAAAGAACACAAGAAAAUCAGAUCAUUACCCCUUGUUGAUUCUCCAGAUUCAAUGAUUCUCUUGGGAUCCAUACAGAGAUCAGAAUUGAUCUCUCUAUUAGAAGAGCAUUUAGGAAAGGAUCGAAGGCUGAGAGUCAUCAACAAGUGGAAAUUUGCAGCUCAAAGAGCUCUAGAAGCAGAACAGCUCCAGAAGGAGGCGGAGGAAAAUCAAAAAGAAGAAGAGAGACGUAAAGUAAAGCAAAAACUCCUCGAAAUUGAAGAGACCAAUAAGAAGGCAAACGUUCCAUCGGCUGGAUUGGCAAUGGUGGCAGGUGUGGGAGGAGCACUUGCUGCAGUGGCGGGGAUUGGUCUAAACUUCAAAGGAGAAGCUGCCUCAGGCCCAGGAACUCCCCAGUCAGAUUCACCCCCAGGAACACCCCCCACAGCAACCACAACCCCAGUGACCUCUGGCCCCACAACCUCAACCCCCAAUGACACCCCAGAUGAUGCAGUGCUGAAGCAGAGACGACCCUCAAGGUUCGAGGUCACAAAAGUCGAGUCACUUUCCAAGAAUGAGUCAACAGUUACACUACAAAUUGACCCUGUAGAGAUCCCAGCAAAAUCUGAAACAGCACUGGAUAAGCCACAGAUAACCCAAAGGAACAGUUUGCCUAGGAAAUCAAUCCUAAAGAAGACAAACAGUUUUAUCCUUCAUCCAGCUUCAUCCUCACCCUUUGUUUCUCCACAACACACACCUUAUGCCACUGUACAUGCUGGGGACUCCAGAUUACGGCAAGCUUUUGAAGCCGUGCUAAGAAAGACAAGCCUUUUAAAGAUGGAUGACAAGAAUGCAAGCGGCAGCACCAAUGUUGCAAACUCAAAUAAUACUUCAAAGCGUGUGUCACUGCCAAUGAAUAGGAUGAUUGAGAUGACCCAGGAGGAGCAGCGGCGGUGGGAGGAGGAGGAGUUGAAUAAGGAGGUCGACUUCAGCAAGUGUCACAUCGACCCUGCGCCCUUCCAGCUGGUUGAGAGAACAUCGUUGCUGAAGGUCCACUCGCUCUUUUCUAUGUUGGGUCUCAACCAUGCGUACGUAACUGCGAUUGGGAGGCUCAUAGGUGUGGUUGCACUGAAAGAGCUGAGAGCAGCAGUCGAGUCCACCAACUCUGGCGACUUCCAGAAGCCCAGAAGAGAUAGGGGGGUCGGGGGAACAUUUAGGGAAAAGUUUUUAAGGACCACCAUAAGGAGAAAGGUUUUGCUUUUUGCAGAAUUUUGUGUUUUUGUUAUUUUGUUUUUGUGUAUUUGCAUAUUUGUUUCGUGGUGACUUUUAUGUCAUAUGAUUUCUAGAUUUUGUUGUUGUUGUUGGAUGUUGUUUGUUGUUGUUUGAGUUAUUAUUGCUGUUGUUACUGAAUGACACUGCCCCUUAGAAUAUCAUGAUUUUAGAAGUAUGAACUUGUAUAUGUUGAAUUUGAUGGAUUUUAUAUACAUGUUUAUCUCAUUUGUGACUGCAUUUCUCUUCAGAAAUAUUUAAUCUUUUAUCUUGAACAUUUUCUGUAUUAAUCACAUUAAGUUUCUUUAUUAUCUCUCUUUGUUGAUUCCAUUUCAUGAAAAUGCAUGCAUGC